Molecule: messenger RNA, 2799 nt
Organism: Aspergillus glaucus CBS 516.65
Lineage: Eukaryota; Fungi; Ascomycota; Eurotiomycetes; Eurotiales; Aspergillaceae
Exons: 2
Coding region: 1-2799 (932 amino acids)
Biological process (GO): phospholipid transport
Cellular component (GO): endoplasmic reticulum; ERMES complex
Molecular function (GO): lipid binding
Source: RefSeq, a predicted model, not a curated record
AUGGGUUCAGUCGGCAGCUUUCUCUUCGUAUACCUCCUCGGCGGACUCACCUUCUUCCCUCUAGUCCUGUCGCUGGUCUUCCUGUUUAUCUACCUCUCCCUCCCGGAUACUCCGACUUCACCAUCUCACAAGCAACAGAAACAACAACCGCAAUGCGAACAAGCGCGAGAUCGAGACCUCCUCCACCGCCCUACCGAUGACCAAGACAGCCUCAAGUCCGGGACGGAUGCACUGGCCGAGGAGUUCCAUCGAACACAUGAAUCAGAUGUCGCGGCUGGUUACUUUGCCGUUUGUCGCGAGUAUGUCCCCGGUGGAGUCAAUGGGAAACCGCCAGAGCGGACUACACCGGCUGGGGAGGUGAUCGCCGCGGAGAGUCCCAGCGUCUAUCAGACUAUGUACCGGAGUUUGUUUGAUAGAAAGCAGACACCGAGUAUCGAGCCGGCAAAGACGACUGGGAAGAGUGGGAAGAGGGCUAGGAAUGUGUUUUAUAUUGUUCUUCGGCAUGGCCAUCUUAUGCUUUAUGAUGAUGCGAACCAAGUCGAAGUGCGGUAUGUGAUUUCGCUUGCUCACCACGAUGUGAGCAUCUGCGGCGGUGAGAAAGAGGAGAAGAUCCCCGAAGGCGAGCUCUGGCUGAAGAGAAAUGCUGUCUGUCUCUCGCGACGACUGGAAUCCCUUGGUGAUCUGGGUGGUCCGACGCCUCCGUUCUAUUUAUUCUCGGAGAAUCUGUCGGAAAAGGAGGACUUCUACUUUGCCUUGCUUCAGAACCAGGCAAAGAUGUGGGAUCCGGAUAGUAGGCCACCCAAGUGCCAGCAAUUCGAUACCAGGCAUAUUGUCACACUCGUCCAGCGGUUGCAUUCCUCAGAGGAGCAGUUGCAAACCAGAUGGAUCAACGCAGUGCUUGGUAGGCUGUUCCUUGCCUUGUACAAAACGCCAGAGAUGGAGGAAUUUGUACGGGGAAAGAUAACCAAGAAGAUCUCUCGGGUCAACAAACCCAACUUCAUCAGCAAGAUCGGCUUGCGGAAGAUCGAUAUGGGCGAAGGGGCCCCGUUUAUCACUAACCCAAGACUCAAGGAUCUUACCGUCGAUGGUAACUGCUGCGUCGAAACAGAUCUUCAAUAUACCGGCAACUUCCGGGUCGAAAUCUCCGCCACGGUGCGCAUCGACUUGGGACCCCGUUUCAAGGCUAGGGAAGUCGACAUCGUUCUGGCUAUAGUAUUGAAAAAGCUCGAGGGUCACCUGUUGCUUCGCUUCAAGCCCCCUCCCAGCAAUCGAAUGUGGAUGUCGUUCGAAAGUAUGCCGAACAUGGUGAUGGAUAUUGAGCCUGUUGUCAGCUCAAAGCAAAUAACGUACGGCAUUAUCCUCCGCACUAUCGAGAGCAGGAUCCGGGAGGUCAUUGCCGAAAGUGUUGUUUUACCGUUCUGGGAUGAUGUUCCCUUCCUCGACACCUUUUCUCAGCCGUUCCGUGGAGGAAUCUGGGAGCGAGAAAUCCCGAAACAUGACCCGAAUGCAGUUAUUCCAGACGAAUCUCAGAAGCAAGAAGGCAACAAGGAUGAAUCGUUGAACGUGCUCAAAUCGAAAGAUGACCGUACAAUGAGUAUGCCGGUACUCUCCGAACCUGUUCCUGCGGCUGUGAAAUCCCGCAAAAGCUCCAAGUCAUCUAUCCCGGAGGACCCAAAUAGCCCGACUGCAUCCUCGUCUGGUGUUGACAAGCUGGCUCCAUUGCCACGAGCGAUUCGGUCUCAGACGUUUUCCAACGCUGCUGAUCCCGUGGUUACGGCCGACAAUGCGAAAAUCGACAAAGUUAAUGACGGUAAGAGCGAGGAGAAGAGUAGCGCUACCAGUGCUAUGAUCGAGAUUUCCAACCGUUCUCCACCUAGUUCGCCAGACAAAACAGCCGCCAGUACCCCGGCUACGGAGAGUCUGGUUCCCCCGGAGGUGCCGUCGACUCUGCCCCCGAGUCGCGAACCAUCUAUUUUGGAGUCCCUCGAUGGUGUUGGCGAGCUUAGCAGUGAAUCGCGCCCUCCAUCUUCACAUCGACCAAACAGCUCGUCCGUCAACCUAACAAACGUUGCUCGCACCUCGACUACAUCAGUAGGAACUACCACGUCAAUAGGCAGCACGAAGACAAAACGACGCGGCACGUUCGAUAGCCUCACCAAAACCAUGACACCUUCUGAAGACAGUAAAUCGCAAGCCUCUAUCACAUUUGGGCAAGCGACUGCCGUGGCGAAGAAAUGGGGACUGAAUAUGCUUGGCAGAGGAGAGCAGAAUGCCGGACAGGAUGCCCCUCGGCCUGCCGGUACCCCAGAAGAGCCGAUUGGACGUGGCCAUCCUCUCCCUCCUCCGGGAACACCGCUUCCACACCCGGACAGGUAUGGUGGCUUCAAAAGGAACUCCGUUUCGACUAAACGGAAGCCCCUUCCACCUUCACUGCCGGAACGUGAGGGAAAUAAGAGACCGGUCCCAAAACCACCACUUCCCAGACGGAGGCCUGUGUCGAGCUCUGAGGAAUCUGUUGAUCAGUCGGAGGACUUGUUGGUGAUCGAAGCACCUCUUGAUUCGGGGCCGGACAGUCCGGCUGCUGACCUUGAUCCAAGCAAGGGGUUGUUGGGCCAGGGUGCAGAACAGGCUGUCGAAGAUGAGCCGUCCGAGUCUCCGGUUGAGAGCCAGGAUAUUCCCAGCCAGGCAAAUGAGAGUCCGAAGAGCCAGGAGGCUAGUCAAAAUACUCCACCUGCGGCUCGACCGUCUACACCUCAUGGGAUGGAGAUAUUAUCGGCGACGGAUGGCUUUUUCCCAUAG